UUUCUGUACGUCAAAAGUAACAGUAACGAAAGAUUUUACGUAAGCAAACAACGUAAGAAAUUAAAAGAAUUUGGAACCCAUCAAGUUAUUCCAUUAUGAACAGUCUUAAGGCAAUUUCUAACUUAUUUAGUCACAGCAUAACGUCUUUUCAGAAUCAAAACCUUCAACAAAUUCGCACGAAAUGGGUGAACAGAUGGAUGAUUCGGGACGUAAAACGCCGGAAAAUGGCCACAGAGAUGGCCCCUGCUCGUCUACGGGUCAAUUCUUUACGAAGAAAUGACAUUUUACCACAGGAACUUCGAGAGAUCGCUGAUGCCGAAAUAGCCGCUUUUCCGCUAAAUUCGACACCUUUGAGGAUCAACAAACGUUGCGUGGUUACUUCGAGACCCCGCGGAGUCGUGAAUAGGUGGAGAGUUAGUAGAAUUGUUUUCCGACACUUGGCUGAUUACAAUAAGCUCUCAGGUGUGCAAAGAGCGAUGUGGUAGUUGUUUCGGGUUUUUAGUGUCGCAAAUAUAAUACUUUAGAUAAUUUAAAAAAGAGUUUUAUUACUUAAAAUACAAAUUGUACAUUUCCAUAACGAAACUCCAGUUUAAUCAAAGAGUCCCAGACCCAUGUCAUCGUCGGAUUCUUCAGGCUCUUCCUCUUUUUUCUUCUCCUCCUUGGCUGGGGCAGCAGCAGCCGCAGCCGGUGCGGCGGCGGACGCGGCAGCAGCUGGGGCAGCCCCAACACCGGAGCCAAUCUUGGUGAUCAGUUCCUUGAUGUUGACACCCUCGAGCGACUUGGCGAAGAGGCCAGGCCAGUAGGGCUCGA
This is a messenger RNA of Tribolium castaneum (red flour beetle), 810 nucleotides long. RefSeq names its product mitochondrial ribosomal protein S14 (gene mRpS14). The record is from RefSeq and is a predicted model, not a curated record. Gene Ontology annotation, cellular component: ribosome; mitochondrial small ribosomal subunit. Gene Ontology annotation, biological process: translation. The transcript is spliced from 2 exons. Gene Ontology annotation, molecular function: structural constituent of ribosome. Bases 96 to 485 code for a protein of 129 amino acids. NCBI's taxonomy places the organism in Eukaryota, Metazoa, Arthropoda, Insecta, Coleoptera, Tenebrionidae.